AUGCAACCACCUCCACAUAGUGAACAAUCCAGGGACAUAACCACUGUGGCCAUGAAUGCGAUCCUCCAAAGGAUGCAGGAGAUGGAGAACAGAUUCUUGGCUCAACAAGGGCUGAAUGCCCAGAGGAUGGAGGCGCUGGAGGCUGAGCUGCGAAAUCAAAACCUUGUGGGACGAGCUGGAGGAGCAGGCAGAGGUGGAAGAGAAGGCCGAGGUGGAUGCGCAGGCCAGGCUAAUGAGCCACAACAUCAAAACGCGGCCACGACAAAAGGAAAUAUGCAGAAUCCCCACCAUGACAACCACCAGGAGGGCGGAGGACCAGUCAACAACAAAGGAGAUAAUUAUCUCCUUGAUGAGGAGGCUAACAAUAGCCCAUUCACUGAAAGGCUCAUGAACUUGGCAAUACCGCCGAGAUUCAAGAGUGCCAAGAUACCACCGUACGACAGAAGUCAAGACCCGGAGGCCCAUUUAGAGGCUUUCAAGACCGAAAUGUUAUUCAAUGGGAUAACUGGACCUAUCAAGGCCAGAAUCUUCGCUGCGACGUUAACAGGCCAGGCAAUGGCCUGGAUAACCAGGCUUCCCAGGCACUCGAUUGACUCGUUCGAGGACCUAGCCCGAACUUUUCGGUUGAAUUUCGCAACAAGCAAGGCGCAUCCAAUGUCGGCCUAUGCCUUGGGAAGAAUCCGACAAAAGGAGAAUGAAUCAUUGAGGAAAUACCUCGAUAGGUUCAAAGAUGCCGCCCUAAAGGUUCAGAAUUUAACUGAGCCAGUACACUUGCAUCUGAUCAUCUCGGGAUUAGAUGGCGAUUCUCCACUGGCAAAGUCAAUUUACAAGAACCCGGUCAAUGACUUGGAGGAGUUCCGACGAAGGUCGGACAAGUACAUUGAUGUCGAGGACAUGCAGAAGGCUUAUGGGGAAUCUAGAGGUCGAAGCCCGAAUCACGGGAGUCCGAGUAAGAAAAACAACAAAGACCGGGACCAGCGCGGAUCGAAGAAAUCGAAGGACACUCGUGAUAAGAGGUCGGAAGAUCUGUCUCCAAGGAGGAAAUAUGAUGAUUACACGCCCUUGAACAUGUCCAGAUCUCGGAUAUGGAAAGAGAACGGUCAUAUCACGGAUGACUGCUGGGACCUCCGAGAUGCCAUCGAAAAGCACAUCAGAAAGGGUGAAUUAAAGCAGUACAUCAUCCAAACUCAGGGCAAGAAGAAUAAUAAGCGAAGGCAAAGAAACCGGAGCCAAAGUCGAAGCCUAAAGAGAGAGGACAGAAAGGAUCAGAAACAAGACCGCCCUGCAAAGGGAAAAGAGGUCGAAGAUAAAGAUGAGUCUUUUCAAGAGGCUGAAUUUGAAUGCAACGUGAUAAGCAGAGCUCUGGGAGGAGGAGGAGACACGGCCAAUGCAAGAAGAAAGUACCUGAAGGAGGUCAUGUCGGUAAGAGACAGGCCGACCUUCAAAGGGAAAGCCAGUAAUCCUGCUCCCCCAAGAUUGUUUUUCACUCAGGAGGAACUAGCAAUGGUCGUACCCGGACACACCGACGGCUUGGUAAUCACCGGAGUGCUAGUCAACUACCGGGUCAAGAGAAUCUUUAUUGAUCAUGGAAGCUUGACAGACAUAAUUCUCUGGGAUGCUUUCCAGAGGAUGAACCUGGACGAGAAUGACUUGAAACCAUGUGUCACCGAGCUGGUCGGGUUCAACGGAGCGGCGUCCCCUCCAAAAGGCUACAUUGAUUUGAAGAUGACCUUAGGCACGAAGGAUGCAUUGUGA
Molecule: messenger RNA, 1755 nt
Organism: Gastrolobium bilobum
Lineage: Eukaryota; Viridiplantae; Streptophyta; Magnoliopsida; Fabales; Fabaceae
Exons: 2
Coding region: 1-1755 (584 amino acids)
Source: RefSeq, a predicted model, not a curated record